Molecule: messenger RNA, 1364 nt
Organism: Seriola dumerili (greater amberjack)
Lineage: Eukaryota; Metazoa; Chordata; Actinopteri; Carangiformes; Carangidae
Gene: wnt2ba
Product: protein Wnt-2b-A-like
Exons: 5
Coding region: 1-1158 (385 amino acids)
Biological process (GO): canonical Wnt signaling pathway; neuron differentiation; multicellular organism development
Cellular component (GO): extracellular region
Molecular function (GO): frizzled binding; cytokine activity
Source: RefSeq, a predicted model, not a curated record
AUGUUUUGUCUGAUGAGAUCUGGAGGCGUAUCAGACAGCAGCAGGGCUAUGGGGAUCAGACAUGGGACAAGAAUACAACAUCACUCCAAACCCAUCUCUAAGAUAUACUUCAUUUUUAUUCUGCUUCUGCUCAUUUUCACACCGAGAGUGGAUUCAUCGUGGUGGUACAUCGGAGCACUGGGCGCAAGGGUGAUCUGUGACAACAUUCCCGGCCUGGUGAACAAGCAGCGGCAGCUCUGCCAGCGACACCCGGACCUGAUGCAGUCCAUCGGAGAGGGAGCCAAAGAGUGGAUCAAAGAGUGCCAGCACCAGUUCAGACAUCACCGCUGGAACUGCAGCACGCUGGACCGGGACCACACUGUGUUUGGCAGGGUGAUGCUGCGAAGCAGCCGAGAGGCAGCGUUCGUGUACGCAAUUUCCUCAGCAGGAGUGGUCUACGCCAUAACCAGGGCUUGCAGUCAGGGGGAGCUUAAGAUCUGUAACUGCGACAGCCACAAGCGGGGGCGAGCUAGCGACGAUAGGGGCAAUUUUGACUGGGGCGGAUGCAGUGACAACAUCAACUACGGCAUAAAGUUUGCCAAAGCCUUCGUAGAUGCUCGCGAGAGGAUGGUGAAAGAUGCCCGGGCGCUGAUGAACCUGCACAACAACCGGUGUGGUCGGAUGGCAGUGAAGCGCUUUAUGAAGCUGGAGUGCAAGUGUCACGGGGUCAGUGGCUCCUGUUCUCUGAGAACCUGCUGGCUGGCUAUGUCUGACUUCAGGCGAACUGGAGACUACCUCCGCAAGAAGUACAACACAGCCAUCGAGGUGACCAUGAACCAGGAUGGGACGGGUUUUAUGGUGGCUGACAAGGACUUCAAGGGAAGCACCAAGAAUGAGUUGGUAUACGUGGAGACCUCACCAGAUUAUUGUCUCAUGGACCGUGCAGCAGGCUCCUUGGGCACAGCGGGCAGAGUGUGCAACAAGUCAUCGAGAGGCACAGACGGCUGUGAGGUCAUGUGCUGUGGGCGGGGCUACGACACCAUGCGAGUCAAACGCGUCACCAAGUGUGAGUGCAAAUUCAAGUGGUGCUGCGCCGUGGAGUGCAAAGACUGUGAGGACGUGGUGGACGUUCACACCUGCAAGCCCCACAAGCGACCUGACUGGCUGGACAUAACUUAAUGAGGAGACGUGACCAAUCACAGCCACCACUGACUCAUUAACCUCUGCGCUAAUGACUGCAUCUUAUUAUGAGAUAUAAAUCUCUUAAUGUUAUACCUCUGGCUUUCGAUCCUUUGACACUUCCUGAAGCAGAGACUUCACAGACUGUUAUUGGAUGAUGCUAAACUGGAAAUUAGGCCCAGUUACUGAUUGUGUGUUGCUUUACU